Molecule: messenger RNA, 738 nt
Organism: Conger conger (European conger)
Lineage: Eukaryota; Metazoa; Chordata; Actinopteri; Anguilliformes; Congridae
Product: GTPase IMAP family member 9-like
Exons: 2
Coding region: 1-738 (245 amino acids)
Molecular function (GO): GTP binding
Source: RefSeq, a predicted model, not a curated record
AUGUAUUCCACAGGACCGGAGAAGCUUAAAGAGCUGAGGAUUGUGCUGCUGGGAAGGACUGGAGCAGAAACGAGUGCAGCAGGAAACACCAUCCUGGGGAAGAAGGCGUUUAAAUCAGAGCUCUCCUCUUGUGAGAGAGCCGGAGGGGAAGUGGAUGGGAGAGAGGUGUCUGUGAUUGACACUCCAGGCCUGAUUCACGCAAAGCGCAGUAUGGAUGAGAUCAUAAAGGAGAUUGCAAAGUGCAUCGUUCAGUCCGCUCCGGGACCCCAUGUGUUCCUGGUGGUGCUCCAGGUGAACAAAUUUACAAAUGAGGAGCAGGCAAGAGUGAAGAUCAUUCAGGAGACCUUCGGUCCUGGAUCAGCUAAAUACUUCAUGGUGCUGUUCACUCAUGGAGACGAGCUGAAGGGAAAAUCUAUUGAAGAACAUGUGAGUGGCAGUAAAGAGCUCACAGAGUUCACAGCUCAGUGUGGGGGUGGAUACUAUGUCUUUAACAAUAAGCACAUGGAGAAUCACUCACAGGUCUCAGAGCUGCUGCAGAAGAUUGAUGAGGAAGUAGCAACCAAUGGAGGAGGCUACUUCACCAAUGAGAUGUACAAGAAGGCGGAAAAAGAAAUUGAAAAAAAGAAGAAGGAGAUAAAAAAAAAGAUCCCAGAGAAGGAAGCGAGAGAAAAAGCAAUAAAUGAAGUAAUAGAAUGGGAAGAUGGGUGGUGGUGGUACUACUACUACUACAAGGGUUGA